CACAAGGAAAGGCGACUUCGUGAGGGCUGGACACGGGUCUGCCUGGAAGGCCCUGAUUGCGUCUUGUGAGCUAAAUGCAUACUUGAUCAAGACGCCUGGGACACACCUUUUGGUACCAGAAAAGUAUGUCAGUGGAUACACCGCCUCCAUUUCGCUACCGUGCUCCCAGCAAAGUACACUACAUGGACGCCGACUACCAGAAUAAAAUGGGCCCCAAUAUGGAGCCCUGGGCUAGCCCGGCUGGAGAGGAGGAAGAAGGACCUGCCGCCGGACAAGUGGUGAAGACGUUUCUUUCCGAGAGGCUGUCUGCUCACGCGAUACCAAGGAUCUUCAAAAGUCCGUCAAUGGUACGCCAGGUAGUCUGGACUCUGGUUUCUCUGUUAUUUCUCGGAUUACUCAUCUGGCAAGUCACGACAACUCUGCUGUCGUUUCUCACAUUUCCGAAAGCCACAAGUGUUGAGGUGGUGGACCAGACUCGGGUCCAUUUCCCGGCUGUGACCAUUUGUAGCCUCAACCCCCUGGUCAGAAGCCGAGCCAUGAACACACGGUGGAAAUCAGCGGCAGAAAUGGAGCCGUUCUACUCAGCUCCAGCUGAAGCUCCAACGACGCAGCAAACUUCCAUCCGUCGAAAAAGAGCGGCUGAGUCCACCACUACUGCCGCCUCUACCGAGUUCACCACUACCGCUGCUUCUACCGAAACCAGUUUCUACUCGGAUAUGUAUGACUCGUACUCUACCAUGGACGGUUCUACCACAACCGGUGGAUACGCUACGUCGUGGUACAGCACGGACGGCAGCGGUUCUACCAGUGACGGUUUCAGUGGAAGCACAGAAGGCAGUGGAUAUACGGAUGGGUAUGGUAGUGGAUCCACAGAUGCUUAUAGUGCAAGCACAGAUGGAGUGAGCGGAUGGGUUGAAGGCAGUGGAGAAGUCACAACAGAAUCAGGAACAACAUUCUCUUCAGAUCAAAGCACAACAAUAACGACUACCGAAGCGGCGACCGAAACGACCUCAACUGAAACAACAACUAUUGUACAACCAACCACCGUCACAACAACAACCGAAACAACAACGGAAGCCACAACAAUCCAAGCUACAACGACCCAACCGAGAACUACUACACAGACUACUACGACUACUACGACCACUACGACUACGACGGCGGUCUACACCUCUACCGUGGCCUAUUCUUCACCGGACUAUAACGCUACAACUUCCUCCUACAACUGGACCAGUCAGUGGGAUUAUGAUCCAUCGUACAAGACUGAUUUGGAGGAUAAUCUACAGGAACAGUUCUACCAGGCCGACAUAGAGAACUUCACCACCGUGCUCCAGGCCAUGAAAACUGUUGACGGAAGUGAGAUAGCGGACGUUUUCACCCCAUCACGAGACGAGAUUCUUCAGGCGGGUGUUCGACCUGAGGAAUUCAUUACUUCGUGUAGUUUCGAUGGGGAGGCGUGUGAUUACACGGAUUUCCACCAAUGGCAGAACGGUGUUUACGGGAACUGUUUUACAUUCAAUUCCGUGUUUUACAACGCUUCUGAAGACUUUGUGGACUUAUCCGGGAGAGAGCGGAUGAAGCACGUGAAAGUUACCACACACUACGGAGCCAGGUACGGCCUGCGUCUAAUGCUCAGCCCAGAUCUCGAGGAAUACAUCCCAGCAGUAACUCCCGGCCACGGAGUGCGAGUCUCGAUACAUCAUCCUCGUACAGUGCCGUUCCCAGAAGAUACUGGACUGAAUGUACCCAUCAACUCGAGGACGUCAAUACGAGUUACUAUGAACGAUAUAGCGCGUGUAAAGGAGCCACACGGAAACUGCACUUCGGAUGACGAGUGGAACAAACACUACGUGGGAGCCUAUACGUCAGAGGGCUGCGUUAACGUUUGCCUUGAGAAGCGGAUCAGAGACCGGUGUCACUGUAUUCGGAUGUUGAACACCAUACUUACCAACGGCGAUGACGACGAUAUGGUCCGGUGUAACCCCACCAAUAGCACACAAGACCAGUGCGUUGCGGUGGUCCGCGUCAACUUUCUACAGAACAAGGAGCCCUGUGUCUGCUUCAAUCCGUGCUUGGAGCGUCGUUACGACACAUCGCUGUCUUUUAAUGGCGACAACCACAACUUUUCGGACAUUCUGGCUCCUCUGAAAGAAGUGCUCAUCCCUAUGGAUCCUGUGAAGAUUCAUGUCUAUAUGGAGUCCCUAUCAGCCUCACUCAUCAAAGAAGCGCCGGCAUUCACGCCGUUCACCCUCAUUUCAAACAUCGGCGGCUCCUUCGGACUGUUCGUCGGUCUCUCGCUCGUCACCGUCGUCGAGAUCCUCGAGUUUCUCUUUGAUUUCUGCGUGAUGAUGGUCCCUCGUACCCGGCGCGCACAUGCGGCGAAAAAAGGCGUCGCGCCUGCCGCCUAGCGGCGAUGGAAGGAACUGUAAUGUGAUCAAGUCGAACACAGAUGGGCCUACUGCUAUGUUGUGGGGCGUGAUAUUUGUUUGAGAAGGUAGCGAGCUGUUAUUGAAAUUGAACUUUAUGUUGCUAGAAAUGCGUGGCUUAUGAGCGUUUGCUUUUAAUUUAUUAAUUCUUUUCGUUACAUUAUAUUAAUCAUUAGGAGGCGAUGAAUAAGGGCUCUUUUUAUUAACUAUUUUUAUGUGACCUGUGCCGUCAUUAAAUCGGAAUGGUGACAUUUUAUUGAUGUUUAUUGUUUGCUAGCCUUAAUGAGCUCUUGAUGUUUCGAUGAAAUAGGUUAACAGUUCCAUAAUUUUCUUCUUUACCUUCUUCACAUUGCUUUUGCAUCGCACCACUAAUUGUGCUAUAUCUUCAAGUGUUAUAAAUGACAGCCAGUAGUUUUAGGAUCAGGCGACCCUACGCACAUGUGUAUUGACCGUUGACGGGACAACCAAAGUGGAAAUGUAUCGAGUGCUGUUUGUUACCAUAUGACAAUGUCUAGCUAAUAAUCAUCUCUAGGUAUAAGUAUGCUUAUCGAUAAGUGUCUUGUUGUGUUGUAACACCUAUGCUGGUUAACGGGCAGUGCCUUCAGCGACGCAUUUACUGGUGUUGUGUGAUAUUUUAUUCUAUACGUCUCUAAGGACGUUAAGAGCGGUUCACAUCAGUGCCUUUUGACAAACUGUGAUACGUAGCAGCACGUACACUUAGCACGGUAGCAUGCUCGUGAUUAGGAGUUACCUAAGGUAUAGCAUAGCAAUAAAUGGCACGAUA
This is a messenger RNA of Amphibalanus amphitrite, 3210 nucleotides long. RefSeq names its product degenerin deg-1-like. Bases 126 to 2408 code for a protein of 760 amino acids. The record is from RefSeq and is a predicted model, not a curated record. Gene Ontology annotation, molecular function: ligand-gated sodium channel activity. The transcript is spliced from 17 exons. Gene Ontology annotation, biological process: sodium ion transmembrane transport. Gene Ontology annotation, cellular component: membrane. Lineage: Eukaryota; Metazoa; Arthropoda; Thecostraca; Balanomorpha; Balanidae.